UACGCCUACGUGCUGUACGUCCUUGAUUUUCCAUAGCAACCGGAGAGAAUCAAACAUGGCGUCCGGGAAUCAACCAAUCCUCUCGUCGGCUCCUCUGCAGGUGCUCUUCUACCUGAACAGCUGGUACUUCGCAGCCUUCUACCUGGCAGAGGUCCUCAUGUUCGUCUACAAAGGGAUUUUACUGCCGUACCCGUCAGAUACUCUGGUUCUGGACGUGGUCCUGCUGCUGCUCUUCCUGGCCCUGGAGACCCUGAGGAUCUUUUAUGCCAACAUGCGCCCUGCAGACUGCGGCGGCGGCGCUGAGGAGCCCGGCUGCAGACAGACCCGAUGUUCUCCUGAGGCAGAGGACAUGAAGCUGAACGUUCU
Messenger RNA from Austrofundulus limnaeus, 366 nucleotides. RefSeq names its product transmembrane protein 216 (gene tmem216). Gene Ontology annotation, cellular component: ciliary transition zone. NCBI's taxonomy places the organism in Eukaryota, Metazoa, Chordata, Actinopteri, Cyprinodontiformes, Rivulidae. Gene Ontology annotation, biological process: non-motile cilium assembly. The record is from RefSeq and is a predicted model, not a curated record.